Messenger RNA from Podarcis raffonei (Aeolian wall lizard), 6070 nucleotides. It is a transcript of the gene ITGA7, whose product is annotated as integrin subunit alpha 7. The transcript has 26 exons. Gene Ontology annotation, cellular component: integrin complex; external side of plasma membrane. NCBI's taxonomy places the organism in Eukaryota, Metazoa, Chordata, Lepidosauria, Squamata, Lacertidae. Gene Ontology annotation, biological process: cell adhesion mediated by integrin; leukocyte migration; cell-cell adhesion. Gene Ontology annotation, molecular function: integrin binding. The record is from RefSeq and is a predicted model, not a curated record. Bases 145 to 3636 code for a protein of 1163 amino acids.
GGAGGGAGGGAGAGAGGGAGACGGGAGCAGGAAGGGAUGUGAGGCAAGGUUGCCUGAGGAUUUUUACAACCUCGAGCUGCCUAGGCAGGCAGGCAGCAAAAAGAGCAGGCGUGUGACAGGAGCCAGGCAACUGUCUCUAAAGCCAUGGGAGGGAGACGGCCGGGAAUAGUUGCAGUGGCAUUCCCCAACCAUUGUGCCUGCAGUGAGCCACCAAGCAUGUCUGGGACACUCUACUUUUGUCUCUUCUGCCUCAGCCUCCACCUCCUAGGGAGUUCAGCCUUCAAUCUGGAUGUCACCGAAACCAUCCUCAAGUAUGGAGAAAACGGCAGCUUCUUUGGCUUCUCAGUGGCAUUGCACCAGCAGCUCAGACCACAGCCUGUCAGCUGGUUGUUGGUGGGAGCGCCACAGGCGGCUGCUUUGCCGGGUCAAAAGGCCAGCAGGACUGGCGGCUUGUAUGCCUGUCCCUUGACCCAUGAGAUUAAUGACUGCCAACGAGUGCCCAUUGAUGAAGGAGUUGACCUGAAGAAGGAGAGCAAGGAGAACCAAUGGCUGGGAGUCACCGUCAAGAGCCAGGGCCCCGGCGGCAAGAUUGUGACCUGUGCCCACUUGUACGAAGCACGUAACCGGGUAAACGAAUCUCUGGAGACGAGGGACGUAAUCGGCCGCUGCUACAUGCUCAGCGAAGGGCUGCAAGUCUCUGACGAACUGGAUGGCGGCGAGUGGAAAUUCUGCGAAGGGCGGCCACAGGGACACGACCGCUUUGGCUUCUGCCAGCAAGGGGUGGCGACCGGCUUCACUGCAGAUAGGCAUUAUAUCCUCUUUGGGGCGCCUGGUACCUACAACUGGAAGGGGACCAUACGGGCAGAGCUGAGUGGCUUGAAUUUGAGUUACUACGACGACGGGCCGUAUGAAGCCGGGGGAGAGAAGGACCAGGACCCCUCGCUCAUCCCCUUGCCUGCCAACAGCUACCUUGGGAUAUUGUUUGUGACAAACAUUGAUAGCUCAGACCCUGACCAGCUGGUCUAUAAAACGCCAGAGCCCAGCGAACGGGUUCCCGGGAGUGUUGGAGAUGUGGCCCACAAUAGUUUCUUAGGGUUUUCCCUUGACUCUGGAGUGGGGAUUACCAGGAAGAAUGAGCUGAGUUUUGUAACAGGGGCUCCUCGAGCCAACCACACGGGGGCUGUGGUGAUCCUGCACAAAGACAACGUCAACCGCCUGGUGCCUGAGGUUAUCAUCCCAGGAGAGAAGCUCACUUCAUCCUUUGGCUAUUCCUUGGCUGUGGUGGACCUCAAUCAUGAUGGCUGGAUGGACUUGGUGGUUGGAGCACCGAACCUCUUUGACCGCAAGGAAGGGAUCGGAGGAGCAGUCUACGUUUACAUCAACCAGGCAGGGCACUGGGACAAUGUCCUCCCCAUCCGCCUCAAUGGUUCCUAUGACUCUAUGUUUGGUAUCACAGUGGGGGCUGUUGGAGACCUCAACCAAGACGGCUUCCAAGACUUUGCAGUGGGAGCCCCAUUGGAUGGCGAUGGCAAGGUCUACAUCUAUCAUGGCAGUAAUUCAGGGUUUGUCACCAAACCUGCUCAGAUUCUGACUGGGGAGAGUGUUGGCGUCAAGAUGUUUGGAUAUUCCUUUUCUGGAGGGUUGGAUAUUGAUGGCAACCUCUACCCAGAUCUCCUAGUGGGGUCUCUUUCCAACACAGUAGUCCUAUACAGAUCCCGACCUGUCAUCCGCAUCUCCAGAAAUGUCACCAUCUCCCCCCAGAAUGUUGACCUGGAGGCCAUGAACUGUCGCCACCAUGUGGGCAUCUGCAUGGAUGUGAGAGCCUGCUUCAGCUACACUGCCAACCCCCCAAGCUACAGUCCAUCCAUCAUGCUUGAGUACACUUUUGACGCUGAUACCGACCACCGGAAAUCAGGCCAGGCUUCCCGAGUCACCUUCCACAACCGGAAGCCCACAGACGCCGAGCACCAGUUCUCCGGGGUAGUGGAGCUGCCCCAGCAACAUGUCCGUUCUUGUACCAAGGCCACACUGCAGCUGAAGGACCAAGUCCGGGACAAGCUGCAUCCCAUUGUGGUGAUGAUGAACUACAACAUCAAGCAUGCCCGCAGCAAGCGCCAGGCCCAGGGCGCCACGCUGGGCCCACUAAUGCCGGUGCUGAAUGUUGUGCCACCCAGCACUCAGAGGACAGAGGUGAAUUUCCUCAAGCAGGGAUGUGGGGAGGACAAGAUCUGUCAGAGCAACCUGCAGCUGAACUACCGGUUCUGUUCUCGUGUUGAUGAUGCUGUAUUCCAUCCCUUGCCCAGAGGCGACGAUGGCUUGGAUGUUUUUUCCAUGAGUGACCAAAAAGUCAUAGCCCUUGAGAUCCAUGUCACCAACUUUCCUUCGGAUGCAGCUGAGCCGCAGCGGGAUGGAGACGAUGCCCACGAAGCCAUGCUGCUUGUCUCUCUGCCACCUACCUUGUCCUAUUCUGCUUUGCGCCUCUACGAUGCCAUGGAGAAGGCCCCAACUUGUAUGUCUAACCAGAGUGCCUCUUAUAUGGAAUGUGAGCUUGGGAACCCCAUGAAACGUGGAACACAGGUCCGGUUCUACCUUGUUCUGGAAACCUCAGGCAUUACCUUGGAGACCACCGAGCUGGAAGUAGGGCUAGAACUUAGCACGAUCUCGGAGCAGCCUGGGUUGACCCCAGUGCAAGCACGUGCCCACGUGAUCAUGGAACUUCCUCUCUCUGUUUCUGGAGUGGCCGAACCAAAUAAGCUCUUCUUCAGCGGGGUGGUGCGGGGCGAAAGUGCCAUGAAGAGGGAAAGCGAGGUGGGCAGUCCUGUGCUCCUCCAGGUGACGGUCUCAAACCAAGGCCAGUCCCUGAAUACGCUGGGCUCAGCCUUCCUCAACGUCAUGUGGCCCCAUGAAAUUGCAAAUGGAAAGUGGCUCCUCUACCCACUGAAGCUGGAGCUAUCAACCCAGCCUCAGCAUCGCGCGAUCUGCAGCCCAAAACCCAACUCUCUCAAUCUGGCUCUGGAGCCUCUUCACCAGGGUAGGAAGAAGCGAGAGGCGGAGCCGCCUGAGGUGCCUGCCAACCGGCCACUGACUUAUUGGGGAAAGCAAAAAAAUGUCACGUUGGACUGUGCUGUGGGCACUGCUCAUUGCCAGCUUUUCCAGUGUCCUCUCUACAGCUUUGACCGUUCAGCUGUGCUCAGCAUCUGGGGCCGUCUCUGGAACAGCACCUUCCUAGAGGAGUACUAUGACACCACAUCGGUGGAAGUGAUUGUUCGAGCCAGCAUCACUGUGAAAUCUACCAUCCGCAACCUGGUUCUGAAGGAUGCCACGGCGCAGAUCCCAGUGAUGGUCUACUUGGAUCCCAGCGUAGCCGUGGCACGAGGCGUGCCUUGGUGGAUCAUCCUCAUUGCGGUACUGGCUGGGAUCCUAGUGCUGGGGCUGCUCGUCUCCAUCUUAUGGAAGCUUGGCUUCUUCAAACGUGCCCGCUACCAUGAAGACAAGGUGCCGCAGUAUCACGCAGUCAAGAUUCCUCACCAGGAGCGCCAGCUUUUCCGGGAGGAGAAGACGGGCACCAUUACCAAGAAGGACUGGGUCACUAACUGGAAUGCGGAGGGUGAUGGUCACGUUCCUGUCUCGGCCUAGAUACAUCCCUGCCCUGGCCUCCCUGUGGCAUGCUUCUGAUUGGCAGAGAGAGCUGCUACUAGAUAAACCUUUGUGUUGGCACCAGCCUGGCUGAUAGUAGGGUUCCUUGCCUGCUCUCCUCUCUGGAAGAUCUGCGGACACUGGACUGCCCCUUUCUUGUGGGGAUUCAGCAGAGAUUCAGGGGGACACGUGCUUAACCAUGGAGGUUACGGUGACAGAUUCUGCAAGGCCAAAGGUUGCUAAGGAUAUUUUUUUCUGGUAUUCUGCUUUUCCUUGCGAAGCUGGGCAGCAGCCGAUGCAGAAAACUGAACCAGCAGUAGGAGGAACCCUCUAUUUCUAGUUUCCUAAAGUGUUAUCUGCUGGGAACAGAACUUUGUAUUUUGCUGCUGAGAGUUGGAAUAGCAUCUAUCACUGUCUACCCCGCUGCAAAUGGGGCAUACAUUUGCUACAAGACCUGAUUCUUUGGGAAAGAGAAGAACCUGGAUUCCUUGGGUGUGUUAGAAGGCUUCAAAGCCAAAAACACACACACACCCAACCACCCCUGGUGAAGAAGACGAGAGAUUCCCCCUUCCUGAGCAAGAUCACUUUCUUCAUGCUAGCUUUUUGUAAUUUAUUUUGUCUAACUAAUAUUGGAGAGCCUUGAUGCCUGAAGUUGAGAACUAGGUUGGGUGGGUUUGAGACAACAUGCUUUAGUGUAGAAGUGAAUAACCUGCAGCCUUCCAUAUGAUGUUAGACUCAAGCUCCCAUCAAUCCCAACCAGUGCUGCCAAAAUGGUGUGGGAUGAUGGGAAAUUGUAGUCCAGCAACAUCUAGAGAACCACGUGUUCUCUGUCGCUGGUGUAAUAACAGAAGUUCUUCAAUAACGUUGGUGGCUCUCUGGUAUGGUUUGCAGCUUUCUCCAAAAACAAGGAAGGCUAUUGUCAUUCUGGAAGGAUAUCAAUGCCAGUCUUAAUCAUAUGCUAAUAACCACAGCCUGGGUAGGGGGCAAAGUGGCAAGGGCAGGGCCUGCAGGAAAAACGUUUUAAAAAAUUGUGCCACACAAUGAAUGCAGGAGGAUACCUCCCAGCCCCUUCGCUCUCUUCCUCGGUCACCAUAUGGCAGUGGCAACUUUAGUUGGGUUGUCACACAUGCGCGCUUACACACACACAAACCUCCUUCCUUGGUGGCCUAGACAACUCCCCUACCUCUUUGCUGACAGUUCCUUCUUUGUAACAUUGGUAGGCAGUGACCUGCCUCGCUAGGGUAGUGUGAGGAUGACGAGCAGGAUAAGCAGAAUACUUCACAGCCCUUAUUGAAAACGCCACUGAAAUUUUGGAUGAUAAAAAUGGCAGCCAGGGUCAAGCCCCCUACCCUUCUCUACCACACCCUCCAACAUUUCUCCGAUGAAAUAGGGACAUCCCAUUCCAUAAUGAUGAUUUUACCAUUUAUAGCCCACCCACAUUUCUUACUGGGUUGCCCCAGGCACUCGGGGCAGCUUCCAACAUACAUAAAAACAUAAUGAAACUUUUUUUAAAAAAAACAAAACCCUUCCCUAUACAGGAUUGCCUUCUGAUAGCUUGGGGGUUGGAUAACCCUCCAACAUUUCUCCAAUGAAAAUAGGGACAUCCUAAGGAAAAGUGGGACCUUCCGGGAUCAAAUCAGAAACUGGGAUUGUUUCUAAAUCAGGGAUGUCCCUGGAAAAUAGGGACACUUGGAGGGUCUGAUCUGUUGAACCACACUGUUGACGUAGAUGUUUAAUGCAGGAAGAAAAUGGAUUUCUUUAAAUCAUAAAGUAUCAGAAGUUGGUGGGUAUAGGAGACACUGGCUUCCCAGUAGCCUUACUAAAAGGGUUCACUGCUCUAGAACCCCUUCUGACCACUCUUCAGGAAGAACAGGUGCCUAUAACCCUUUUUUUACUUAGCUCCUACAUUCAACUCCAUGCUUUCCAACAAGCUGUGCCUUUUCCAAGGUCUGGGGGGGGGGGAAUGUUAAUACUAAUCUGAAUUUUGCGGGAAGGACUGUCCCUUCCAAUCUCUCGUCAGACGCAAAUGGUGACAAUUUGCAGAUGGCCAUUGCUUUCAGAUCUACCUUUUUGUGAUUGCUGAUUGUAAAAUAACAAAACUACUGUUCCCAGGAUUCUCCGCGACUGUUAAAGUGGUAUAAAGAGUGCUUUAAAUGUAGGGCGUGUGGAUGUGACCAGAAUCACCAGUGGGCAGAAUAAGGUGUGAAAAAAGCAGGGCAAGAGCUUUCCACCUCUUUACUGAAACUCAUAAAAGCAAGACCUUGCAGCAAACCCAUUCAACCCACUGUUAAAUGGCUUUUGGAAGGGAGGCCAGAGUUAGUGGAGUAGAAAUGACAAAGGACUAUGGCAUCUGAAAAGACUACAGAUCCACCGAAGCAUAAGGUCUCCAGUCCACACUCCAGUUUAUGCCACGCAAUAAAUCUGGUAAUCUUUA